CCCGCAUCCCAAAAUCCCCAAAUCCCAGGAAACAUCCCAAAAUCCACCCCGCCCCGGGGACCCCCUUUGGGACCCGCGCGGCUCCCGCAGCUCCUCGCGUCAUUCCCGAUUUAUUCCCAGCCGCCGCUGCUCCCGGAAAAACCGGGAUUUGGGGCGGAACCGCGGCUUUUCCAUCCCCAAAUCCCCCCACGCCACAUUCCCGGUGCUUCCAGAGGAUCCCUGGGAUCGGGGAGGGGGAGGUUCCAUCCUGGGGCUGCUCCCAAAAUGUCACCGCUCAUCUGAUGCCGAGGGAAAAACCGGGAAAACCGGGGAAACCCGGGGAAAAAACCGAGGAAAACCGGGGGAAAAAACGGGGAAAACCGGGGAAAAAACCGAGGAAAACCCGGAAAAAACGGGGGAAACCGGGAAAAAUGGGGAAAAAAGGCAGCGGGAGCCGAGCCCGCGGCUCUGCGGCAGCGCAGGGGAGGCUCCGCUGCGGCCGGGGGGAGCGGGGGGGGAUUUUCGCCGUCCCCGAUGUCCCCUCCCCGCUCCGGGAGCAGCGGGGCGAUGCCGGCGCUGGCGCUGCCGCCGCUGUGCCCUGUCCUGUGCCAGCCUGGGCUGUCCUGUGCCAGCCUGGGCUGUCCUGUGCCACCCUGGGCGCGCCGCAGCGCUGGCACCGCGCGUCUCUGGCUCGCGUCCCUCCGGCACAGCGCUGCUCCCAGGCCAUGGCGGACAAACCCGUGGAUUACGGCGUCCAGAUCCGCUUCAUCAACGACCUCCAGGAGCCGCGGCGACCCCCGAGACCCCCGCGGGGCAAGGGUGGCACCUACGGGGUGGCCGUGCGGGUCCAGGGCAUCGCCGGGCAGCCCUUCGUGGUCCUCAACAGCGGCGACAAAGGCGGCGACUCUUUCGGGGUGCAGAUCAAAAGCGACGCCCCCUUCCCGACCCCGCCGGGACCCCCCGGGAGCGGCGGAUCCGAUUCGGAGCUUCCCGAAAAUCCCUACGGGGGGAGGCGGCCCCGGCGCGGCUCCGGCGGCAGCGAGGAGGGGGAAAUUCCCGGGGGCUCCCGGAGGGUCCCCAGAUCCUCGGGUGAGGAGCUCCUGAGUGUCCCCAAACCCUCGGCGGAGGAGCUGCGGAGAUCCCAAUCCCACGGGGACCUUCCCGGUGCCACCGCGGCUUCUCCCAGCGGGAUCCCGCGCGCCCAGAGUGGGAAAAACUUUGGAAAACGGGACGAGGAAGGCACCAAGGAGCCGGGGGACCCGGGGGAGGUGGACACGGAGCCGCUGUCCUCGGUGGAUUCCCUGAUCAGCAAAUUCGACGGGAAUUUGCCCCGGGGGCGAGCGGCGAGGAGGAGCCGCGGCCCCGCCGCUUCCCAAAGGAAGCGCUCGCAGAGCCUGGAUGCGCCGAAAUCCCGGGAAUCCAGCGGGGCCCGGCCCCAAGUCCCCCAAAUUCCCACCGGGAGCGAGGCGGGAAUGCGGGGACGGAGAGAGUUUGGGAGUGCGGAGCAGCAGAGCGUGGAGCUGCAGCUCAAAUCCACCCCGGAUUUGCUGCGGGAUCAGCGGGAAUUGGGCGGCAGCGAGAACCCCAAGGAGCUCAUUUACAGCAUCCUGAAGGAGGGGAGCACCGAGAGCGAAAUUUCCCUGAAGAGGAAAACCUCGCAGCUGCUGGAAAAAUUCCAGGAGCUGGCGAAUUCCGUCGGGGCUCCGGAAUCGCCGCAAUCCCAAAUCCAGCGGCUCCGGGGGGCUCUGGAGAGGAAAUCCCAGGAGCUGCAGCGAAGCUUGGCCGAGCUGAGCGAGCUGAGAUCCUCCAAGGAGGAGCUGGAGGAGCGGCUGGGCCACCUCGAGGGGCAGCUCCACCUCGACCCCAAAACCCACCCCGACACCCAGAGCCUCUACCAGGAGCUGCUGGAAUCGCGGCAGGAGCUGGAGGAGGUUCUGGGCUCGCGGCGGCGCCAGGAGCGGGAGCUGGCGGCGCUCAAAGGGGCCCUCAAGGACGAGGUGGCCGCGCACGACCGGGAGCUGGAGCAGCUGCGGCUGCAGUGCCAGGGGGACCUGGAGCGGCUCCGGAGGGGCCUGGAGGAGGCCUCGGAGGAAAAAUCCAGCCUGGAGUCGGAGCGGGAAAAGUUGGGAACUCUGGUGCGGAACCUGCAGCGGGAGCUGGAGGAGAGCGCGGAGGAGACGGAGCACUGGCGGGAACUGUCCCAGAAAAACAAGGAAGAGCUUCGGAAUUCCAAGCAGGAGCUGCUCCAGGCAAAGCUGGAGCGGGAGGAAUUCGAGGAGGAGCUCCGGGAACUCCGGGAACGCUUCCAGGCCACUCGGGAAGAUUUGGAUCAAGCUCGGAGCUGCGCCGCGGAUCCCAAAGAGCUGGAGGCGCUCCGGAAGGAGCUGCGGGAAGCGCGGGAGGAGCUGGAGAAGGAGCGGGAGCUCCGGGCAUCCCUGCGGGAUGAGGUUUCCAACCAGGAGCUGGAGCUGGAGAGGCUCCGGAAGGAUCUGGAGAAGCUCCAGGAGGAGCGGGAUGAGGCCGCCAGGGCCCGGCUCUCCCUGGAAUCGGCGCGGGAGGCGUCGGAGCAGGCGCGGAAGGUUCUGGAAUCGCGGCUGGGGGAGCUGCGGGAGCAGCACGAGGAGCUGGGCCGGGAAUUCCAGGGCCUGGAAUCGCAGCUGAAGGAAUCCGAGCGCCGCGGGGAAAACUGGGAAGGGGCCCAGGCCCGGCUCCGGGAGAAGGUGGCCAAACUGGAGGCCGAGCGCCGGCGCCUGGAGGAGUCGCUGGGCGAAUCCCAGGAGCGGGAGCAGGACCUGCGCUUAUCCCAGAGAUCCCUGGAGGCGCGGCUGGAGGAGGCGGAGCGGGGCCGGGCGCGGCUGGAGCGGGAGCUGCGGGAUGCGGGAUCGGCGCUCCGGGACGAGCAGCUCCAGCGGGAGCAGCUCCGGCGCUCCAAGGCCGAGCUGGAGGAGCAGAAGCGGCUCCUGGAUCGCUCCACGGAAAAGCUCAACAAGGAGCUGGAGCAGAUGGCGGCGGAAUCCCAGAGCUCCCUGGCCGCGCUCCGAUCCCAGCUGGAGGAAUUAAAGGAAAAAUCCCGGCGGGAACUCACGGAUUCCCAAAAAAUGGCCAAGGACCGCGGCACCGAGGUGGAAAAAAUCCAACAAAACCUCGGGAAGCUCCAGGAUGAGGUUUCCCGGCUCAAGCAGGCGCUCCAGGAAAACCAGGAAGAGCGGGAUCAAAUCCUCCUGGAUAAGGAGCUGCUGCUCCAGAGGCUCCAGAACCUGGAGCAGGAGCUGGAAAACCGGAAGCGAUCCCAGGACGAGCGAGCCCGGCAUUCCAAGGCGCUGGAGGACAAAUCCAAGCGCCUGGAAUUGGAGCUGGACGAGGAGCGGAGCUCGGUGGAGCUGCUGACGGAGCGAGUGAACCGGAGCCGGGAUCAGAUCGACCAACUCCGGGCGGAGCUGCUCCAGGAACGCUCGAGCCGCCAGGACCUGGAAUGUGACAAAUCCUCCUUGGAGCGCCAGAAUAAGGAGCUGAAGAACCGGCUGGCCGCUUCCGAGGGGCAGCAGAGGCCCGGGAGCAGCGUUUCCCAGCUGGAAUCGCAGCUGGAAGAGCUCCGGGAUCAGCUCCAGGUGGAGGAAAGGGAAAAGAACGUCCUGCUCUCCUCCAACCGGAAGCUGGAGCGGAAAAUCAAGGAAUUGUCGAUCCAGAUCGACGACGAGCGGCAGAGCAGCAGCAACCAGAAGGACCAGCUGAGCCUGCGCGUGAAGGCCCUGAAGCGCCAGGUGGACGAGGCCGAGGAGGAAAUCGAGCGCUUGGAAAAUUCCCGGAAAAAAACCCAGCGGGAGCUGGAGGAGCAGCACGAGCUCAACGAGCAGCUCCAGCAGCGCCUGAAAUCCCUGGAAAAGGAGGCCUGGCGCAGAGCCGUGGAUUCCGCGCUCCAGGACGAGCGGCUGAGCUCGGAUGAGGAAUUCGGCUCCGGCCCCUCGGCCAUCGCCUCCCUGCUCAACGAGGCCAACCUGCAGACCAGCUCCUGCUGAUUCCUGGGAAUUCUGGCGGCGGCAGCACCGGGAUCGGGUCCGGGAUUGGUGCCGACCUGGGAUCAGCUCUGGGGGCAGCCCUGGAAUUCCAGCCGGAUCAGUCCUGGGAUGCGGCUGCUCCCUGGGAAAAAAUUCCCAAAGCGAGGGCAUGAAGGAAGACGGGGCGGGACCCCCUUGGGGACACUUUGGGGACACUUUGGUCCCCUCCAGGCGGUGGCUCUGGAGGCUCCGAGGUCCCCAUGGGAAUCCAGGGAUUUCCCGGCUCCGGGGAUUUUUAUUUCCAACCCCCCCUUGGCCUCCUCCCGGAGCUGUUGGAAUAAAAUCCAGCGGUUUAAAGGC
Molecule: messenger RNA, 4334 nt
Organism: Corvus hawaiiensis (hawaiian crow)
Lineage: Eukaryota; Metazoa; Chordata; Aves; Passeriformes; Corvidae
Gene: CGN
Product: cingulin
Exons: 20
Coding region: 282-3995 (1237 amino acids)
Cellular component (GO): myosin complex
Source: RefSeq, a predicted model, not a curated record